Molecule: messenger RNA, 4914 nt
Organism: Lepisosteus oculatus (spotted gar)
Lineage: Eukaryota; Metazoa; Chordata; Actinopteri; Semionotiformes; Lepisosteidae
Product: lysophosphatidic acid receptor 4
Biological process (GO): phospholipase C-activating G protein-coupled receptor signaling pathway; positive regulation of Rho protein signal transduction
Cellular component (GO): plasma membrane
Molecular function (GO): lysophosphatidic acid receptor activity
Source: RefSeq, a predicted model, not a curated record
CGGGGGAGACACUCGGUGUGGCUUGGAGAACGCUACUCAAGAGCGCCCCGAUUUCCUCACCAUUACCCCCCUAGAGUUAACCAAUGACAGGCAUAUCCUACAGACUGACCCCCCCCCCUCCCUCCCCGUUCGGCGCUGGACGUGUUAUUGUCCAGUUUCCUGUGCUCAGUCUCCAGUCUCCAUAGCGAGCAGCACGACAGCACGCCGUCACACACGGAGACUCACGGCGUCCGUGCAGUGGAGCUCAGCUUUUCCCUUUUUUUUUCCCACCUCCCCAACUUCCAUCUCCGCUCCGUGCCAAAGAAACAAGAGACUCGGACCAGCAGUGCAGCGGGCGAUUCGGGGUAUUAACAUUCGCGUAUCCUUGUCAGCUGGAAUCUCACGUCUGUUUUCCCCUCUAUUUCUCUCCGUGGACGCUACGUCUUGCGCUAACGUGAAAAUCAGAAUGAACUGAAGCUGAUCCUUGUAGCUGAUUUUUUUUUUUUUAGAAUGGUUUUAUUUCCAAAUGGGGAACCUUUCCGCGCCUUCAUUGUCCGAGUGUGCCGGUUUCUCGCAGCUGACGGCUUAACCCAGAGUGAUGGAACCCGGGAGUGACUGAGCGGAACGACGGGGGAUACAGACGGGACUCGGGCCCCGCGGGACAUCACGGAAGAGAAACGGGCUGCCUGCGCGCUCCUGGUCCAGAAGGGGGUCCUCGCUGCUCAGGGCUGCACACACGAUGGGCUGGAGGAGGAGGGUCCCCGUGCUGCCUUGCUGACCACCUUACUGACCCCCCUGUGAUGGCCAGCCUUGGCCUGAACGAGAGCGGAGGCGACCGGCCGGAAGACUGCGCCAUCGACGACUCCUUCAAGUACAACCUGUACGGCGCCGUGUACAGCGUGGUGUUCGUCCUGGGCCUGAUCACCAACUGCGCCUCGCUCUUCGUCUUCUGCUUCCGGAUGAAGCUGCGCAACGAGACGACGCUCUUCAUGACCAACCUGGCCGUGUCCGACCUCCUCUUCGUCUUCACUCUGCCCUUCAAGAUCUUCUACAACCUCAACCGCCACUGGCCCUUCGGCGACGGGCUGUGCAAAGUCUCCGGCACGGCGUUCCUCACCAACAUCUACGGCAGCAUGCUGUUCCUCACCUGCAUCAGCAUGGACCGCUUCCUGGCCAUCGUCUACCCGUUCCGCUCGCGGGCCGUCAGGACCCGGCGCAACGCGGGGAUCAUGUGCGCGGGGGUGUGGCUGCUGGUCCUGGGGGGCGGGAUCUCCGUCUCCUUCUUCUCCACCACCAACGUGUCGAACUCCAGCACCACCUGCUUCGAAGGCUUCUCCAAGAAAACCUGGAGGACCUACCUGUCCAAGAUCACCAUCUUCAUCGAGCUGGUGGGCUUCCUCAUCCCCCUGCUGCUCAACCUGGGCUGCUCCUCCAUGGUCCUGCGGACGCUGCGCAAGCCGGCCACUCUCUGCCAGAUCGGCACCAACAAGGAGCGGGUGCUGAGGAUGAUCGUGGUGCACGUGGCCAUUUUCGUGGUCUGCUUCGUGCCCUACAACUCGGUCCUCUUCCUUUACGCCAUGGUGCGGUCCCAGGCGCUGGCCAGCUGCUGGCUAGAGCGCUUCGCCCGCACCUUGUACCCCAUCACCCUCUGCAUCGCCACGCUGAACUGCUGCUUCGACCCCUUCGUCUACUACUUCACCUCCGAGUCCUUCCAGAAGUCCCUGAGCACGGGGAAGACGCCGGCGAAAAACGACGGCACGCUUAAGAGUGAGCAGCCCCUGUCCACCAAGGGCAGCCCCCCCAGCACCACGAAGGGGGGGAGCGGGGACGAGCACAGGACAGCCAGCAACGGCAGGGAGCUCCUGUCCGAAUCCCAGUUCUGACUGAGGUCGCCUGGAGGAGGUGGCUGGGCAGGGCAAGGGUGGUACAGCUGUGUUGCUGGGAAUCUGAUUAAGGUUUCACAUCCAGCAAUUUUUUUUUUCCCUGCUGGAAUGCACCACACAAAAAAAUUGCCUUUUGAUACUGCCUUUGGGAAUCUGUAGCCGAGUGGUCUGUAGCACAAGCAGAGUCCAGGUCGUGUCCACAGGGUUUGGUUCCUGUCAGGAAGCUGAAGGUGUUGGUGGAAUGAUUGCUCUAGUGGAACCAUCAGAGGUCCUGGUUGUUUUUGCACUGGUGUAUUUUUUAUGUUUACCCAAACUACAUUAUUUCCACAAAUGGCAUCUUUCUAAAAGCCUCGGAAGAAGUCAAAACUUCUGUGGGAUCUUUCAGAGAUUUUGUUUGACAAUAUGUGAAACUUGGCUUGAUUAACUUCCAGGGAGUCUUCAUUGGAGAAAGGGAAGGUAUUCCAUCAAGCAAACGGAAUCUCUCAGGAGCCUUUUGAGACCAAAAUAUUCAAUACAAUUUGUGAAUAAAGGCUGCAAAAUCAGAAAUCUUACAGAUGCCAUACAUUUCUUUGUAGGUGUUUGCCAAACGGUGAGAACACGUUUCUCUGCCACUGGAUGAAUAAAUUAUGGAAUAGAGUGAACUGCAUAUCUGUGCUCAUGCUCUAUAUCUGCUGUUGCACUGUUCUCCAAACACACUGCCCUACUGUGUACUGUAAAUAAGCCUUUAGAUAGACGUUCUUAUCAAAAAUGCACAAAUCAACAGUCUCAUCAAGUUCACAUGCAUCACCCCAGCAGCUCCACUGAAAAACACAGGAUGUCUGAAGACUCCUGCAGGGCAGAUAUUGUCUCCACCUCUGAAAAUCUUUCCACACUUUGAUUCACAAUAGACAAUGUAAAACAGAUGCGUUUAUGAGGUUUGUGUGAACUGGGAAAGAAACGACAGCCCUGUGAGCAAAUGAGGCAGCAAGAAAAGACUUCAGACUGCAAACAUUCGCAAACACAACAGUGUUGUAUUGUCUGCAUAGAGCACUCACGCUGCAAGGAGCAUACAGCAUAAUAAAGGCCAAUGCAGUAUUAUUUUCAAAAUAUUCAUAGUGUACUAUACUUUUUUGUUUGAUUGCAUAAUUUUCCUUUAAGUGCCACAGGAUUGUGACUUUGACAUCUGUUAAACUUCACGUCUGCACAUUCCUUAUUUUGCAGUUGUCCAUACAGGAAGGUGGAUAUUUUAACCUUAAACUACAACACGCCCUUGCAUGCAGCCUGGAAUUACAAGGUGUUAUCCCUGGUCAUCCACUGUACUGGUGGUGGAGACUCAUUUUCCGAACAUCUGGAGUGGAGCUGCAGCUCCUGAGAGAAAAGGGGAAAUGGAUUUAAGAAAUAAAGUAAACAGGAAUAUGGGGAGAUCUGAAACUGCACUGGAAAAACUCAAUAAAACAGUGGUCAUACUUGAAGUACAGUUCAAGGUUUUUUUAGUCACAGGUUCUACGAGGAGCUGAAUUCAGUCCACACUGACUGUGUAAAUUACUCUGAGAACAAACAAACUGUACAGUACAAACUGGCAAAGAGUGUCCAGUUAUAUUUACUGAGAAAUAGUGGAUUAUUUCAAGUACUUUACACAUUUAUACAAUGUCUGGGCAUUUAAUUGUGACAGGUGUUCAUUGAUAAGUUUUAUAUAAAAUAUUCUUCUUGUACAGAGAGGAUAAAACGUUUCUGAUAUUGGUUUACUAGAAGACCUUGGAUGUCUUUAAAAGCUCUCAUCUGUCCUCAUCUGAACAUUUUCACCAAGUACUGGAUAAUGAUAGUAGUGCUUCUUCCAUGAUAUAGCAGAGUGAAACUUCGCCUACUAAAUCUUUAACAAGGUUAGCAGCAAAGACUUGUGUUUCUGCGGAGAUUGUGGUGGUGUGGGGGAGACAAGAUAGAUGUCUAGCCUUCUGUUUGAACCCCAUGACGCCAGCUUAGCAGGGGCUGGCCAAGGGCCUGUACCCCCAAACCCUCCAACACACUCUACUGACAGGGACGUUAACCCUCCCUGCCCACACCCCUGUUAAAAAUACUUUCUGAGACACCAUCUGGUCUCUGAAAACAAUAAGACAUUGUGGUUGCCCCAGAUUAAUAUGCCAUAAAAAUAAUCUGCAUUUUUUCCAGUGAUCCUUUGGUCAUUAAACCACAAGCUGUGGAAUGUAAGAUUCUGAAACAAAAGACACAGGCUUUCUGGGGGAUGUUGCUUUCCCUGCGUGUUGAUAACCACCCCUGGCAGACUUGCUCACUCUCACCUGUUUAAAGACAAUUCAGAUUCCGGCACAGAAUCUCAGCUCGGAAACAUACCCGCCAAAAAGUUGUAACACACUUCCUCAAACCAUGAUUAAAAACAAAACAAAACUGUCUUACAACGGAUAUAAUCAUUGGCAGAUAGCAGAGGGGAACUUCCCUGUCCCUGGUCCCUGUAAUCACACAGAAGCCCGACAGCAACACGUUUUCUGUGUGAGGAGAUUGAGUGUUGUACUGGCUGUAAAAUGCUCAAAGGUUUGAGUCACUGUGUGUGCAGAUUUAACUGUGGAGGGACACGCAGGCUUCCUAGAAAAAAAAAAAACACGAGCACUUUUUUGUGGCGCUCUAGGUCAUAGUAGAGGGCUGUUUUGCUGACUCACACUAACCACUUGUUUGGAAAGAGAGGUAAUUAAAAAAUAACAUGUCCUAGAAAAACAAGUGUGUUUAUUCGGCGCUAUUAAGCAGAGCUUGUGUGUGUGUGUAGUCUGUACAGUGCUGUUUCCCCAGUCGGCGUUGGGCUCUGCAGACUCAUGGCCUUACACUAACCUGAAGUGGGGGACAUGUGGGCCUGAAGGAGUGGUAAAAAGCCCGUUGGAAAGUAACCUGCUGAAUUAACGCUAAGUGGGAAGAACACCCACGUGCGCCAUGGACUGGGGUCAGGGCUACAUUGUUAAUACAAGUUUUGAAUUAACAAUAUAAUAUGUUUUUAUGCAUUAUAUUGUGGUGGGCUUUCGGGACUGAAGUACUUCCUCAUGUCACCAGGAAGUAAACAAAUGUAAAUGUG